CCAGGGUGGCAGAAGAUGGUUUGGAUGGCCUUGUAGAGGGUAUACCAGUCUGGCCUGUCAUAUAUUACUGUAUCCGUUGUGGGGAUCUAAAUGCUGCUAUGAUCACAACAAAUAAUGCUGCCCAGAGUCUUGGUGAGUUCAGUGAAUACCUUGAAGAAUACAUGCACAAUGACGAUAGAAGGUUAUCACCCAGUACAGAGACUAAACUGAGGCUACAUUAUAGGAGAGCUGUUAGGAACAGUACAGAUCCAUUCAAGAGGGCUGUGUACUGUUUGCUUGGACGAUGUGAUACAAUGGACAACCAUGCUGAGGUUUGCGAGAAGACUGAAGAUUAUCUAUGGCUCAAGUUAAGUCAAGUUCAGUUUGGCGAGUCUCCGUCGUCAUCAUCAUCAAGUAGCCAAGGUUCAUCUGAUAGACUAACCCUUCAACAACUCCAAACGACACUCUUAGAAGAAUAUGGAGAAACACACUUCAGUGCACAUCAGAAUCCGCACCUUUACUUCAAGAUCCUGUUCCUAUCUGCUCAAUUUGAGGCUGCUAUUGAGUUCUUAUCCAGACAUGAUAAUGGUCUAAGAAGCCAUGCUGUUCAUUCUGCCAUCGUUCUACAUGAGCUUGGUCUCCUGGCAUUACCUCAGAACAUUCAGGCACAGCUCUUGAGUCGAGAUCCACAAGACCCACUUCCAAUGCAUAGACUCAACUUUGUUCGUCUCAUCAGCAUGUAUACAUCCAAGUUUGAAUCCACAGACCCACGAGAAGCUCUUCAAUACUUUUACUUGCUCAGGAAUCUUAGGGAUGCGAAUGGAAAGAGUUACUUUGUGCGUUGCUUGAGUGAGCUUGUCAUCGAGACGAGGGAAUUUGAGACGUUGCUGGGACGUAGAGAGAGGGAUGGGGCAAGGAGACCCGGAGCCGUCGACAAGUUUCAGGAGGAUACUCAGAGCAUCAUUGAGACGGUUGCUAUGGAUACAGAGACCAAAGGACUGUUUGAGGAUGCUCUGAAGCUACAUGACCUUGCUGGGAACACAGAUAAGGUUCUUGAGCUGAUGAACAGACUGCUGAGUCCCACCAUUGCAUCAUCAAACAGCCCGCAGUCCAACAGAGAGAGGUUACAAGCCCUGGCACUCAGCAUUGCAGAGAGGUAUCAAUCCAAAGGUCUGACGGGUAGUCCAGCAAACACCAAGUCCUUCUAUCUCCUCCUUGACCUCAUGACCUUCUUUGAUGCGUACCACAAUAGAGAUCUGGACAGAGCAUUAUCGACAAUCCGUCAACUUCAGAUUAUAGCUCUCAGUCCUGAAUCAGUUGAUGAUAGAGUGCAUGGAUUCAAACAGUACACUGAUGAGAUUAGAAGAAGUCUUCCAGAUGUUCUCCUUGCCACGAUGACUAUCCUAUACACCAAGUAUCGAUCAUGUCGUAGCAGUGGAACACAAAGUCCUCAAGCUAGAGCUGGCCAACGUCAUGAAAAUGGAGGAAAGGAAUCUUUCUUGGCCCACCUGAGGAAGCAAGCCAAGGCUCUGAUCACCUUUGCUGGGAUGCUGCCUUACAGGAUGCCAGGAGAUACCAAUGCACGCCUUGUACAGAUGGAGGUCCUGAUGAACUAAUUAAUCAGACCAUUAAUCAGACCAUGGGCCCGUAACACAAAGCUUAGCAAUCAUGGUAGAAGAAUGCCUUUACGAUUGAUUGGAUUGUCUACAAUGUACAAUCAAUCUUGAAAAUCAAUCGUAUGAUCAAUUGCUAACCUUUGUGUUACAGGACCCGUGUCUCAUCAUUUUGGUGAUACCAUUACAUUCCUUGAAGUCAUAAUGAACUGAAGCCUUUAGGGACAACCUUCCAGAAUGCUUAAAGAUGUUGUCAGCGUUCAUCCAAACCAUCGUAUCAGUCAAUUUCGGUUAAAAAAAAUUGAUUUUGAGAUUUUUGCAGAAAAUGAAUGUACAAGCCCUCUUCUAUUCAUAACUGAAUUUAUUUUAGCUUCUGAGAUAUGAGGGGAUUUUCAUGGCGAUGCCAUACAAAUUUUUAAUGAAAUGCGCAAAUCCCAUUGGAAACGUGUACUGUAGCAUAGGGAUACCUUUUGACUGACCGUGAUUACUAUGCGCGCAGUCAACCAAACUGUCGUAUAGGCCAUCUGCACUGCAUUGACUUUGCACGUGAAAAGCGAUACAACGUUUUGACUGACUGCACGCAUUGAAAUCGCGGUCAGGGUUGUUGUAUUCCCUAUGGCGUUUUUGUACAGGGGAAAUCUAAACCGCUCAAACCGAAAUUACAAGCAUGGAGCUCUUUUGCGAUAUUUUCUAUGAUCCUUGGUUUUGUGUAAAAAUAAGGAUACCAUUGUCAAGCAAUUGUCUUGGUCUUUCCAACCAUGCAUUUUUCUAGCAAUGAAUAUGUUGUAAGGCUGGAGAACUAAGUGUGAAAAUUAUAGUAAACUUUGAAGUCGAUUUUCUCUGAAAUGGGUUUGCACCGUCGUAUGUGGAUACGACGGUACGGAUGAUCGCCGACUAUAUGAGCAUCAUUAUUAGGGAAUGUUUUGGGGAUACGAUCCCAGCUGAACUGGUGCAUUAUUUGUUUGAUUAUUCAAUGCGAUGCAAAUCACUGUUGAAAUGGCCAAGACUCUUAAGACCCCUUGCAUGGGUCUUACUGUUAAUUGCAACUGUGUUACCAAUAAUAACAAGCUUUCAUUUUGGAAGACAGGUGCUUCUACAAGAAUUGACAACUGUAAUAAUGACUAUGGUUUGAUUUAUUUAAUGUUUUUUUUCCAGAGGAUGUAAAGCGCAAGUAAAUCAUAUCAAGUGUUAGGACAAGGACACGCUCUUGUUAAGGAAAUAAAAAAGUAUCAUGUGACCAGAACUCUAUGGUCAUGUUGUUUUCAGCCUAACAUCGAUUCACCCUCUAUAAAAAGUCAUAGAAAGUGGAGGACAAAUGAAACUUUGGAUUUGGGCCCAUUUACAGAUGGUUCAAUUUCAUCAUUGUAUGAGCAUCCGUCAAGUCAAGUGGAAGGUUCUUAAUAGCUUACCUUGUAACAUCUCUAAAUAUUAAACCAAUGAGGGUACUCUUUGUGUUCAGUUUAUUUAAUGGAGGUCUAAAUGUGGAUACAAUCCAUUUUCCUCACAAUAUGUAUUAAAAUGAAUUCAAUCUCAGCUGAAAUUGUCCCAUAGAUUUGAUCUGUCUUAUUAAAUUGUAAAAUGUUAUGUAUUUUGUUUUCACUUCAAUCAUGGAGGUGGUGUACAUCUAAAUGUUGGUUCUCUUCUCUUUCAGGAAAGGAAAAAUAAUUAUUACAUAUUAUACCUUGACUAAAUCAAUUCCUAUAUUUUGUUGAAUUUCAUGACUAUAUUCGAUUCAAUGAAUUGAAAAUGUUGAGUCCGAUGAUGAAUCUUUAUCCUUGCGCUCGAAGUGUUACCCUCCACACCCUAGUGGGGUAGGUGUGGCACAGUGCUUGACAAUCAAAGGGUCCCCUGGUUAGGAGGGUCCUUUCUUUAGGACGUCUUGACUGGGGGCUGAGGACUCACAUCAACAAGUCAUUAUUUUCUCUAUCAGGGUCUGGGGGGGGGGUGAUAUUGGAAAAUCUAUUGGAAUAAAAAAAUGAUUGCAAGUUCAAUUUAAGCCUUAUUCAAACAUGAUUCUACACAACUCGCCAUGUAUAUAUGGUGUUUAUACAUGAAAUUUUUGUGUCGUGAGUUCGUCCCCGCAACUUUGAACAAAACUAAUAUUGCAGUUUACUAGAUUUUCCAAGAAAUGCACAAUUUGGUCUGAAACAUUACUUCCAAUUAAGGCCAUUAUUCGACUUUGAGAAGGUGGACUCUCACUGACUCAACUAUUCUUUGGGUGGCUUUAUACUUUGUAAUAAAAAUCAACAACAGUAGAUUGAAUCUUUUUGGUUGUAUUUUGUUACCCACUCUCUUUUGGAAGAGAGGUAAAAUUACACAAGAUAUCCGAAUCAAAAUUUCUUGUAUGAUUUCAGAUCUUUUUGCUAUAAAGUAAUUUAUUAAUUUGGUAUUCCUUUAUAGUACAGUAUUAAAGUUUGAGGCAGUGAAGCCACGUGAAGAAGGCAUCUAACAUGGCAUUGUCAUUUAUAAGUCAAUACAUAAAAUGUGAAUAUGUAAAUCAUGUGGGUUGUGUCUAUGCUAGAUACAGUAAAAAUGAAAUCAAUAUUUGAUGUAAAGUUGCUUUGAAAAAGUGAAUUUGUUAAUAAAAUGUUUCAUAGAGAAAUUGUAAAUUUUA
Lytechinus pictus (painted urchin) is the source of this 4206-nucleotide messenger RNA. Its product is annotated as nuclear pore complex protein Nup93-like. NCBI's taxonomy places the organism in Eukaryota, Metazoa, Echinodermata, Echinoidea, Temnopleuroida, Toxopneustidae. Gene Ontology annotation, cellular component: nuclear pore. The record is from RefSeq and is a predicted model, not a curated record. Bases 99 to 1595 code for a protein of 498 amino acids. Gene Ontology annotation, biological process: protein import into nucleus; poly(A)+ mRNA export from nucleus. The transcript has 14 exons. Gene Ontology annotation, molecular function: structural constituent of nuclear pore.